Molecule: messenger RNA, 2015 nt
Organism: Salvia splendens (bonfire salvia)
Lineage: Eukaryota; Viridiplantae; Streptophyta; Magnoliopsida; Lamiales; Lamiaceae
Product: protein NDR1
Exons: 1
Coding region: 1342-1974 (210 amino acids)
Biological process (GO): defense response to other organism
Cellular component (GO): plasma membrane; plasmodesma
Source: RefSeq, a predicted model, not a curated record
GUAAAGUAAGAGAGAUGGGGAGAAAAGUUGGUGAAGUAAGAGAGGGGAAGAGAAAAAUUGGUAAAGUAAGAAAGAGAGAAAAAAGUAAUGGAAUUAAUAUUAGUGGAUCAUGGAGUCCACUUUAAGGUGUUUGUUGUAGUGGUAUAAGUGGAAAAAAAUUGAUGUAUAUGGGCAUAAAGAUUUUCUAAAAUAGAAAGUUUGAAAAUUGUUAUUUUUAAAGAACAGACUAAAAUGGAAAAGGUUGCUAUUUUUUUAAAAACGGAGGGAGUAUUUUUUUACAUGCUUCAUGUUUUGGUAAUAAUUUAUAAGACUGACUAAUUAAAAUUUGAUUUCAUACCUCAAUUGGAAUGUACCAUUAUUAGGGGGAAUUGAAGGGGUACUAUUAGCCUAUUAAUUAUGCAUCAAGUAAUACUGGGCUAUGAUUUAGAAUCUGGGCCUUGCGGUUUUGUUUUAAUUUGGGCCCUCUAUUAAACAUUAACCCUUUUAGUUUAUUAAAAUGGGCCCAACUCUUUAAAAUUGAAUUUUUUGAAUUUGAAUUUAUUUGGUGAUCAUAAUUUCCUUUUGGGGAUCGAAGUGAUCACAAUUCCUGAACAACAGUUUUAGGCAAAUCUCUGUAGCAUCACAUUUCAUAGAACAACAAUUUUUGGCUCGGUUAAUCCAACGUGAGAACACCAGAUAAUAAAUUUCAGUAAAUUAUCUGCUACUCCCCCGUCCCAUAAAUUUUGUCACACUUUGACAAUGCACGAGUUUUAAGAAAUAUAAUGAAAAAUGAGUUGAAAAAAUAAUUAGUAGAAUGUCACUCCUACUUUUAUACUAGUUUCAUGAUAAAAUGUGAGUGAGAAUGAGUUAGUUGAAUAUGAGGUCCUCUACUAAAAAUAUUUAAAAGUGAAAUGCGACAAAUUUUAUAGGACGGAUAGAAAUCGAAAAAAUGUGACAAGCUUUAUGGGACGGAGGUAGUAAUUAACAACCACGUUAAAAGCUAAAGUGGUUCUUCCAUAGCAAUUCAAGGCUAAUAAAGUGGAGAAACUAAAAAUGACCUUGUUUAUUUUAGUACUAUCUAUAACACAUGCAAGCUUUAUCACCAUAUUACAACUCAUAGGAAUCAUAUACCUUCUCCACUUCAAACCAUUUCAUUUUUAAGUAGUGUCACAUGCAACUUCAACCUUACCUCCCAAGCAACCUUCCAUUCAUAAAACAUGCACACAAAAUUAAAACAAUCACUAGAUUCCUUUCUUUCCACAUUCAAAACCAAUCCACACAAACAUUCCCUCAAAAAAAACCCCUUUAUCCCAAUACAAAUCCAAUCCCCCCAAACCACACCCCUUCACUUACAACCAAAAAAUGUGGACCGACGCCCGAAUCCCUCCCCAGCCCGCGGCCGACGAGCGGCCCAUGAAACGCCACCACUCGGCCCGCUACUACGCCCACCGCGUGAAAGAGAGCCUGACCACCCGCGUCUCGAAGCUCAUAUGCGCCAUCGUGCUAGGCCUCCUCUUCCUGAUCGGCAUCAUCUCCUUCAUCCUCUGGCUCAGCCUCCGCCCCCACCGCCCCCGCUUCUUCAUCGAGGCCUUCUCCGCCGCCAGCCCCGCCGUCUCCUUCAACGUCACCGCCCGCAACUCCAACCAGAACAUCGGCGUCUACUACGACUCGGUCCAGGUGGCGGUUUUCUACCAGGAUGACCAGCGCCUAGGCGGCGGGGCGGCGCUGGAGGCCUUCUACCAGGAGCCAAAGAACACCAGGGCGAUCGGCGGUGCUGCAACGGCCACGGGGCAGCAGUGGGACCAGAUUGCGGCGGACAGGGCCCGCGGGGAGGCGGUUUUCCGGGUCGAGGUGACGUCGGUGAUCCGGUUCAAGAUCUCGAGUUGGGAUAGCAAGAGACAUAGGAUGCACGCGAACUGUCCGGUUCGGGUUGGACCGGACGGUUCGCUCUUGCCGAUUAAUGUGCAUACCAGAUGUCCGGUUUACUUUAACUAGGACGGACUAGUUUAAUGUUCAUUUCACCUUUCUCGAUUGGA